AUGGUCCGCAAGGACAUCUGCGAAAGGUGCCAGCAAAUCCCAGCCAAAAUCUACCAGCCCGUCGACGAAGCCACCUGGUCGCGCGUGGCCAAGCACUCGGGGAGCUACUCCCAGCUGGUCCAAUCAGCGACAACAUGUCCGCUCUGCAAGGUGUGUCUCAAAUAUAUCGACGACUGGUUUGACAGCACAUAUUAUGCCUCGAAAGCGAGCUUACUCAAAGAAGACCCCGUCAUCGUGCUCAAGAAUAUGUAUGAUGGCGGCCAGGGUCCUCAACGGCAAGUCUGGCUUGGGAUCACGGAAAAGAAGUGGGAGUAG
Molecule: messenger RNA, 315 nt
Organism: Anthostomella pinea
Lineage: Eukaryota; Fungi; Ascomycota; Sordariomycetes; Xylariales; Xylariaceae
Source: the annotation of a GenBank genome assembly